Messenger RNA from Saccostrea echinata, 1305 nucleotides. RefSeq lists its product as uncharacterized. The record is from RefSeq and is a predicted model, not a curated record. The transcript has 3 exons. Gene Ontology annotation, molecular function: oxygen binding; heme binding. Lineage: Eukaryota; Metazoa; Mollusca; Bivalvia; Ostreida; Ostreidae. The coding region runs from base 509 to 1048 and encodes 179 amino acids.
UAAAUUGCCGAAUAUACUAGUAUACCGGUAAACAUCUACGAAUACAUUACAUUGGAAAACUUUUCGUUUAAAGGCCGCACUUUUAGAAUGAACCGUAACAAUGCAUAUAUACUGAAAGGAUUAAACGAGGCACAGAUUUGGUUGAAUAGAACUUAUUAGUGGAUUACUGGCUGAAAUUGGCCAUUGGAAAUCUUGUUUGACGUGCAAGUCAUCGAAAGGCCAGAACCGAAAACUGCUACUAGUGUCGGAAACUUAUCUAUUUGAGAGGGGGGAAAGGUGCAAAGAAAAACGGCGAACUUGGAAAGAUAUUCACGGGAUUUGGCAGUGUUUCAUUAAUAUUACCAAUUCCUUGUGAUUAAUGAAUGUGCAUAUUUAUUAAAGGGCGUCAUUCUAUCGUACAUAUCUACACGUAAAAAGCCUCUUUUCUGUUGAUACUUGGAAGGCCAUUGCUCUUUUGGUUUACAAUUCUGUGACCUUGCUGGGGGAAAUGACAGACUGAUAAAGCAAAAUGGGCAAUCUGAAAUCUAAACUAAAACGCUCUAAGAGCAAAUCCAAAAAAUCAACCAAUCUGCCAGACUCCACUUCCACUAAAAAAGCGGUAGAUCCUCGCCUACCUUUUUCAAAUUAUCGACAGAUUUUUAAUAUUCGUAAUGGUUGGAAAUCUGUGUCCCGCGUGAUGGAGGAUACUGCAAAGGAGACUCUUAUCAGACUUUUAGAAAAACACCCUCAAUACAAGGAAAAAUACCCCAUGAUAGCAGGACUUAACACGGAAGAAGAAAUGAGGGAGAGUUUGGAGUUUGAGACCUACGCUAUGCAGAUUUUUGGAAUGUUUGACGAGGUCAUACAAAAUUUAGAAAAUGUAGACGCAGCGCUUGAUGAAAUCGAACACACCGGAAAACAACUUACUCCACAGCUAGUAACGGAUCUGGAGGAUUGCUUUAUGAACUCCCUACAUCUUGUGUUAGACGAACGAUAUACAGAGACAUUGCAAGAGAAUUACCGCCUACUGUACGGAUUCAUCAAGUCUAAUAUACCACAAGAUACGUAACAACUUAUAUAUUGUAAUGUUGCACCGAUUACCACAUCUAGUAACUCUACAUGUACAUGUAUUUGCAAUGCGUUCUCUCAUAGAAAGUGCGUUCUCUAGUUGAAUAUUUACUAUGAACUUUUCUUUUUGGUUACAAACAAUUUCUCUUAAGACUGAAUAUAAUAAUAAAGAUUGGCGUUUGUUUAAUAUGAGUAUUUAACAUUAUAUGAUAGCAUUGAAACUGUUUCUUCUCAACCUAUUUUACUAUGUGUAUAUGU